Penicillium cataractarum is the source of this 1437-nucleotide messenger RNA. RefSeq names its product putative hexokinase (gene hxkB). Gene Ontology annotation, molecular function: D-glucose binding; glucokinase activity; ATP binding. Gene Ontology annotation, cellular component: mitochondrion; cytosol. NCBI's taxonomy places the organism in Eukaryota, Fungi, Ascomycota, Eurotiomycetes, Eurotiales, Aspergillaceae. The transcript is spliced from 3 exons. Bases 1 to 1437 code for a protein of 478 amino acids. The record is from RefSeq and is a predicted model, not a curated record. Gene Ontology annotation, biological process: intracellular glucose homeostasis; glycolytic process; glucose 6-phosphate metabolic process.
AUGCCGCCGUUACGCUAUCGCCCUGAAAUGCUGGCAGAUAUACCAGAGGAGCGCACUUACUUUCUCAAGCAAUAUGAAGACUGGUUUACUGUGGAGACUCCCGAGCUCAAGAAGAUCACCGAUCAUUUCGUGAAGGAGUUGGACAAGGGCCUUUCGAAGGAGGGCGGCAAUAUACCAAUGAAUGUGACUUGGAUAACAGCAUUCCCCAAUGGCUGUGAAGAAGGACGAGUGCUGACCAUAGACAUGGGCGGUACAAAUCUCCGAGUCUGCGAUGUAUACCUCCCAGCUGGUAGGAGGGAUUUCGAACAAACUCAAAGAAAGUACAAACUGCCCGAGGAAAUCAAGACGGGCAGCGGAGAACAACUCUGGGAUUGGAUCGCCGAUUGCCUAAAAUCUUUCAUGGAAGACAAGCGCAUCGAGCCACCGGAGGGCGAGAAGUUCUCAUUGGCCUUUACCUUUUCUUUUCCAGUCUACCAGAGCGACAUCAAAUGCGGUGUCCUUCAACGAUGGACAAAGAAUUUCAAUGUGACGGGGGUGGAAGGCCACGACGUUGUGCCGCAGCUGGAGGUGGCCCUGGGGAAGAAACACCUUCCGGUCGAAAUCGUAGCUGUGAUCAACGAUACAACGGGCACCCUUCUUGCCUCGCAUUAUCGCGAUCCUCACGUUAAAGUGGGCUCAAUUUUCAGCACUGGUUGCAAUGCUGCAUACAUGGAAGAUUGCAAGAACAUCCCAAAGCUGCAGGAGCAGGGGCUUGCAGAAGACGCGACGGUCAUCAUCAACACCGAGUACGGUGCGUUCGAUAAUGAUCGCAAGGUCCUUCCCCUGACACCUUUCGAUCGGCGAAUUGACCAGCAAUCUGUCCAACCUGGGACACAGAUAUAUGAAAAGAUGGUGGCUGGACUGUAUAUCGGCGAAAUGCUUCGUCUUGUGCUGGUCACACUCUGCGAAGAAGGCAAGCUCCUCCAGGGCCAAGACAUCACUCGCCUUCGAAGAGAAAAUGCCGUGGACGCGACAUUUCUCUCUAUUGCAGAGCUCGAUAUCUCAGAGGGGCUCCAGGAUAUGCGUGUUGAAUUUGAAGAGAACUUUAGCUUGUCACCAAACAUGCAUGAUCUCAAGAUAUGUCGGUAUCUAAUCAGCCUCAUUAGCAAGCGUGCCGCGCGCCUCUAUGCAUGUGGAAUUGCGGCCAUAUGCAAGAAAAACAAUGCUUUGAAAUGCCAUGUUGGCGUGGAUGGUGCAGUGUUCAAUAAAUACAGUGGCUUCAAGUCGCGGGCGUCCCAGGCUCUACGCGAAAUCUUUGACUGGCCAGCAGAGGAGCUGGACCUGAUCGCGCUCAAUCCGUCUGAGGAUGGUUCAGGUGUCGGUGCAGCGCUGGCUGCAGCUUUGGCCACGGGAUGCGAGAGCAAAGGCAGAUCAUCCAAGAUUGCUUGUCUUGUUUAG